This is a messenger RNA of Oryctolagus cuniculus (rabbit), 3963 nucleotides long. The record is from RefSeq and is a predicted model, not a curated record. NCBI's taxonomy places the organism in Eukaryota, Metazoa, Chordata, Mammalia, Lagomorpha, Leporidae.
CGGAAGUGACGCGCCCGGGGUUUGUUGACAGCGGAGGCGGCGGCGGCUGCAGGCUGCGAGCCGUAGGAGCCGGAUCGGGGGAGGGGCCGGGCCCGGGAGCCAGCACCCGGUGGCCCUCAGCCCGACGGGCAAGGUAACGGCCACGGGGUCGCCGCCGUGACCCCCUCCCGCCUGGGGCUCCAGCCCCCGGGAUCCCAGGCUCCGCCCCGCCGACCCCAGUGCUAACCCGGACCCCGGCCGUAGCCUGACGAGAUCCCCGAGCUGAGACGCUCUGGCCCCGGGCUCUCCCGGGCCCCCUCCUGCGCCCCUCCUCGCCCAGGAAGCAUCUCGGCCGCUUCGCGACGCUGAGGGCAGGCCCCAUCCCAGGGCCGCGGUCCUGCCAAUGAUCCUGUGAGUCCAGGGAGUCACUGUUGCCCCUGGGGGCCUUGACCUGGAGAGGCCCAGCCGCCUGCCCCCAGCAUGGCGUCUGACACGCCCGAGUCGCUCAUGGCCCUCUGUACCGACCUCUGCCUGCGCAACCUGGACGGCACCCUGGGCUACCUGCUGGACAAGGAGACCUUGCGCCUACACCCUGACGUCUUCCUGCCCAGCGAGAUCUGUGACCGGCUUGUCAAUGAGUACGUGGAGCUGGUCAACGCCGCCUGCAACUUCGAGCCCCACGAGAGCUUCUUCAGCCUCUUCUCCGACCCCCGCAGCACCCGGCUCACCCGCAUCCACCUCCGCGAGGACCUGGUGCAGGACCAGGACCUGGAAGCCAUCCGCAAGCAGGACCUGGUGGAGCUGUACCUGACCAACUGCGAGAAGCUGUCGGCCAAGAGCCUGCAGACGCUGCGCAGCUUCAGCCACACCCUGGUGUCCCUGAGCCUCUUCGGCUGCGCGAACAUUUUCUACGAGGAGGAGAACCCGGGGGGCUGCGAGGACGAGUGCCUCGUGAACCCCACCUGCCAGGUGCUGGUCAAGGACUUCACCUUCGAGGGCUUCAGCCGCCUGCGCUUCCUCAACCUGGGCCGCAUGAUCGACGGGGUCCCCGUGGAGUCCCUGCUGCGGCCACUCAGCUCGCUGGCCGCCCUGGACCUCUCGGGCAUCCAGACGAGCGACGCCGCCUUCCUGACCCAGUGGAAGGACAGCCUGGUGUCCCUCGUGCUCUACAACAUGGACCUGUCGGACGACCACAUCCGGGUCAUCGUCCAGCUGCACAAGCUGCGACACCUGGACAUCUCCCGAGACCGCCUCUCCAGCUACUACAAGUUCAAGCUGACUCGGAAGGUGCUGAGUCUCUUUGUGCAGAAGCUGGGGAACCUGAUGUCCCUGGACAUCUCUGGCCACAUGAUCCUGGAGAACUGCAGCAUCUCCAAGAUGGACGAGGAGGCCGGGCAGACCAGCGUCGAGCCGUCCAAGAGCAGCAUCACGCCGUUCCGGGCCCUGAAGAGGCCGCUGCAGUUCCUCGGGCUCUUCGAGACCUCCCUCUGCCGCCUCACACACAUUCCCGCCUAUAAGGUGAGCUGGUCAUCACAGCCCUCAAGUGCCACAAGUAUGACAAGAACAUCCAGGUGACAGGCAGCGCCGCCCUCUUCUACCUGACCAACUCCGAGUACCGCGCCGAGCAGAGCGUCCGGCUGCGCCGGCAGGUCAUCCAGGUGGUGCUGAAUGGCAUGGAGUCCUACCAGGAGGUGACGGUGCAGAGGAACUGCUGCCUCACCUUGUGCAACUUCAGCAUCCCCGAGGAGCUGGAGUUCCAGUACCGCCGCGUCAACGAGCUGCUGCUCGGCAUCCUCAGCCCCAGCCGCCAGGACGAGUCCAUCCAGCGCAUCGCCGUGCACCUGUGCAACGCCCUGGUGUGCCAGGUGGACAACGACCACAAGGAGGCCGUGGGCAAGAUGGGCUUCGUGGUGACCAUGCUGAAGCUGAUCCAGAAAAAGCUGCUGGACAAGAUCUGUGACCAGGUGAUGGAGUUCUCCUGGAGUGCCCUGUGGAACAUCACGGACGAGACGCCCGACAACUGUGAGAUGUUCCUCAACUUCAACGGCAUGCGGCUCUUCCUCGACUGCUUGAAGGAAUUCCCAGAGAAGCAGGAGCUGCAUCGGAACAUGCUGGGGCUGCUGGGGAACGUGGCAGAGGUGAAGGAGCUGCGGCCGCAGCUGAUGACGUCCCAGUUCAUCAGUGUCUUCAGCAACCUGCUGGAGAGCAAGGCUGAUGGCAUCGAGGUCUCCUACAAUGCCUGCGGCGUCCUCUCCCACAUCAUGUUCGACGGGCCCGAGGCCUGGGGCGUCUGUGAACCCCGGCGGGCGGAGGUGGAGGAGCGCAUGUGGGCAGCCAUCCAGAGCUGGGACAUAAACUCACGGAGGAACAUCAACUACAGGUCCUUCGAGCCCAUUCUCCGCCUCCUGCCUCAGGGCAUCUCUCCUGUCAGCCAGCACUGGGCCACCUGGGCCCUGUACAACCUCGUGUCUGUCUACCCGGACAAGUACUGCCCCCUGCUGAUCAAAGAAGGAGGGCUGCCCCUGCUGAGGGACGUGAUCCAGAUGGCGACGGCGCGGCAGGAAACCAAGGAGAUGGCCCGCAAGGUGACUGAGCACUGCAGUACCUUCAAAGAGGAGAACAUGGACGCGUCCAGAUAGAGGCUCCGCCACGCCCGCCAGCGCUCCGCACCCGGGGCCGGGGCGCCGCUCACGCAGCCCCGCCGCAGGCCCUCCGGGAGCCUCCCGCAGGACACACAGACGCGGGGGACUUUUGCACAACCGACGCUUUUCCUUAACAUUAGUGAGAUAUAUAUAUUAUAUAUAUAUAUUAUUUUUUUUGGUUAGGAAGUGUGAAGUUUUGUGUGUAUGAUUUCUGUACGGAAACAAAAGAGACCCUCCCCGAGUCCUCGCAGCUUUAUGGCCAUUCUCAAACCCCACCGAGAGCCUGCAUCGCUGCCACCCUACCCUGCCCCUGCCCCGCCCGAGGCCCCAAGGCCGAUGACCAGCGAGAGCCCGGACCUGUCCUGUCCGCCCCUCCCCGGCUGGCACCCAGACCCCUGAAGGCCCGUCUGGGCCCCUGGGUGCGGCUGACGGGGCUUAGAGUUGAAAACUGGUCCUCCCGGGUCUCUCCGACGCCUUGGUGCUCCCAGCUGCAGGCCAUCGGGGCAGGAGAGGGCGCGUUCCCAGGCCUAGGGCCAGGUGUCCCCGCCCCAGAGGCCCCUGGAGGAGCGGGGCUCCCUGCGGCUCUGCAGCUCCUGGGCCAGGCCUGCCUGCGGCCACGCUGCUACGGAGGCUGCCUCUGAGUCUCCCACCAGGCCCCAGGCUACCGCAGGCCCCAGCCCAGGGACAUCAGAAAUUCAGGGGUGAGCUACUGCCCCUCUGCCAACACGUCCCGCCUGCACCUUCCGGAGCCGGGGGCUUGCUCCGGCCCUCCCUCACCCUCCUCUGCCCACAAGCACCCAAGGUGCCCAGGCACCCCCACCAGCAGAACUGAGCCUGCUUCCUGCACCCCGCGCACCCUGCUGCCCAGAGGCCACGCGCCUCCCCAGGCAGGAGGUUCCCACCGCAGUCCCUCAGGGCAGCAGCGGGCGGCCGCCUCCAGACCAGCAGCUGGGCCGCCGUGGUGGCCACUGGGCCUGCCCCGGGCUCUGCUCCGAAAAGCAGCACCUGUGCGCCCCUCCUUCCCGCACGCUUCUCAUCAGACACAGGUGGGGAGGCCAAGGAAGGAGCCGGCCCCGCAGGCGGCCCCUGGGCCUGCUCUGGACUCUGCCAGCAGUCCUGCCCCGCAGCCGGCAGCUCAGGGACGGUGCCCAGCCCUCCCUCCUGGAGUCUCCCCUGGCCGAGGGGGGCGGCGGCCCCGUGCUCCCGCCGCGUGGUGGACGGCCGCCUCGGCCCAGCCAGAGCCCCGGCAGGGCUCCCCUCGCGUCGCUUUACCACCUGGGGCCGGGGCAAACGUCUGUACUUGGGGAUGUCACAGAAAUACAUUUUUGUGCGAAGUGCACAA